Carassius auratus (goldfish) is the source of this 3426-nucleotide messenger RNA. RefSeq names its product MICAL-like protein 2. Lineage: Eukaryota; Metazoa; Chordata; Actinopteri; Cypriniformes; Cyprinidae. Gene Ontology annotation, molecular function: protein binding. The coding region runs from base 347 to 2824 and encodes 825 amino acids. The record is from RefSeq and is a predicted model, not a curated record. The transcript is spliced from 17 exons.
AAAAUAAGCACUUUUGGCGUUGUUCCCCUGGUAUAAUUCGCAAAUAUUUGUAAAUAACACGGUUUUGGUGUCGCUUCAACCCGCGGCAACAGUUUUACAGUAACCCAAUUCCUCGGGAAAACGACUUGGCUACACUGAUCAGGUAGCAUCUGGUACAGUUUUUCUAAGGAAAGUCAUGACAAACAUUUACCUUAAAACUCCACCCAUGAAGACGUCAUGACUCUUCCCAGGAGUUUCAGGGCUUUCUCAACCUCAGCUGACGGUGAGAUCACUUCGUGUGGGUGAGCGUGGAAGGAUUCCGUUUUCGGUUUAAAGCACUAGUCCCGGCUUGAAACGCAUUUGCACCAUGGCUGCUGUGAAGGCGCUUCAACAGUGGUGCAAAAUCCGGUGUGAAGGAUACCGGGACGUGUCGAUCACCAACAUGACCACAUCUUUCCGAGACGGUCUGGCUUUCUGCGCUCUGAUUCACAAACACAGACCGGACUUGAUAGAUUUUGAUUCUUUGAGCAAGGAAAAUAUCUAUGAAAACAAUAAACGGGCUUUCGAGGUUGCAGAGAAGGAGUUGGGUAUACCUGCCUUGCUGGAUGCUGAAGACAUGGUUGCUCUAAAAGUGCCUGAUCGCCUCAGCAUUCUGACCUACGUGUCCCAGUACUACAAUUAUUUCCAUGGACGCUCUCCUAUUGGAGGUAUGGGAGGGAUUAAAAGACCAGCUGAAGAGACUAAUGAAGCGCCAUCUGAGAAGAAGAACCAACCUAUCACAGCUAAAGUUUCUGCAGCCACAGAGAACGUGACGCCUAAACCAACAAAUGACUAUAAGAGAGAAGUUUUGACUGAACGUGGCAAUAAAUCUACCCUGAGCAGCAGCUGUAGUGUGUGCAAGCAGCAUGUUCACCUUGUGCAGCGCCACCUAGUGGAUGGGAAACUGUACCACAGGAACUGCUUUAAAUGCAAAGAGUGUUCCACUAUUCUUCUCUCUGGCACCUACAAGCCUGGAAAGGUAGCGGGCUCUUUUAUCUGCAAGACACACACAGGCAUAGAGAAGCCUCUGACGGCCCUGACCACACACAUCACAGUAGCUCCACCAAAAACACCGUCCACUUUUAUUAGCAAGAUGGACCAGAAUGCAUCAGGUGGAGGUACUGGAAAAGCUGGUUUAAAACCUAGCACAUCUAAACAUGGUUGGCUGGCCAAUAAUAGUGACCGCACACCCACCCGUGAGUUACCUGUCAUACACACUCCAGCUGUUCAGCUCAUGCCAGCACCAAAAACAUCUCUAGCACCAGAGACUGCAAACGUGAAAACCUCCUUUAGCCCCAGAACGCCAACAGAGUCUCUUAAACCUGUGUACAGUGUACAGAAGAACCAAGAAGCCAAAAAGAGAUUCUUUGAGUCUAGCAGCAAUCCCAGCAGUCCUGUUCCUGCCAGUAAGAACACCUCAUCAUACACCUCAACUAUAUCUGUGAGUACAGCAAGUGUUAAAACUCCUACACCAGAAAGCACAAUACCUAGAGUCCCUGCAGGAGCCACAGCUGCUAAAGAUAGAGUCCUGCUGCGGGUGGGAGACUGGGCAAAAACACAGGACUUGGAAAAAGAGAAGGAGAAUGCAAAGGAGAAAGCCAAAGCUGUGAUCGGGAAGAUGGUGAUGGAGGAAAGGAAAAACAACAGCUCGUCUCCGAGUCUAGCUGGGCUGAAAGCAAAUAACAGUAAUGUUUCCCCUGUGGGAUCGGGUGCUAAAGGCCCCUCGGGUAAGGUGUGUCUCAAAGCACAUGAUACCAGUGUGGAACCUACUGCCCCCACUGCUUCAGCACCAUCCUGGAUCAAAGAUAAAACCUUAUCCAGGCCUGCGUGCACGCUGCCGUCCAACAGCAAGGAAAACAGUGCCGCUCCAUCUGACUGGAGGUCCAUGCUCAAGCCUGUGAAAACUGUCGGUUCAACAGAAAGCACUGGCUCACCCUCAAAGAGACCGGAAGCAGUUUCCUCUCCACGGACACCAGGUCCUUGGAUCUCUCAGACAUCUGUCCCAGCACCAUCUACCACGAACAUCAUCAUUAGCAUCAACUCUCCUGGAGUUCCUUCUCCUGGAGUUCCUUCUCCUGGAGUUCCUUCUCCUGGAGUUCCAUCUCCUAGAGUUCCAUCUCCUAGAGUUCCAUCUCCUAGAGUUCCAUCUCCUAGAGUUCCUUCUCCUAGCCCAAUGCAAAACGGGCCUAAAUCUAGUGACUCCAGCCGUGGCAGCAGUGUAUCUCCUGUUAGUCCCUCAGGGACUGAAACUCACAAAUUGCACAAGCCGGGUUACAUUCCCAAGGAAGACAUUCAAAAAGAACUGAAGGAAAUCGAGAUGAAUAUGAAUGAGUUGGAGAAAAGAGGGGUAGAGCUGGAAAAACAACUCCGACAGUGUGAUGAGGAAGGAGAAGAUGACACAUUAAUGAAUGACUUAAUGGUGGACUGGUUUACCCUCAUCAGAAACAAACAGGCCUACCUGAGACGCGAAUCCGAGCUUGUGUACAUUGCCAAGACACAAGAUCUAGAGGAAGAGCAACCCAGUGUUGAGGCCGAACUCAGGAAACUGAUGGACAAACCAGAGCAUCUGAGGACCUCUUGGGAUCGUAAACGAGAGGUAGAGCUGAUGGCCAAACUUGUGGAGAUUGUGAACGAUCGGAAUGCCAUACUGGAGGGGCUGGAUGAAGACCGACUGAGGGAGGAAGAGGAGGACGAGCAGCUGAAUAGGAUGAUGCAGAAUCUUGAUAAGAAGAAAAAAAAAGGAAGGAGAAAAUCCACAUACCGGUGUUUUGGUUUUAAAAGUAAACGGGCGUCCGCAGAAGACUGAUCCUCAUGGAGGGUGUGUGUGUGUGUGUGUGUGUGUGUGUGUGUGUGUGUUAUGUCCUGGACCGAAUGUUUCUGGUUCAGUUUGAGGUCCGAUCAUUAAAUCUAAAUUGCAGUUAUGCAGCCUUCUACAAAUGGUAUUUUUUUUUAUGAAAUCACAUCAUGUAUUUUCACACUCAUAUUUUUGCACAUUUUUCAUCUGUCUCCCCAUUUCCCGUCUUUGUGGGUGUGAUUGAUGCAUUUGUUAGCAAAUGUUUUGCACUUGAAUCCUUUGUAUAAUGUCAAUCGUAUCUCUGUCAGUGUUUCAUUAGGGAAUUGGACAGUGUUGAGAGAAAGGUCUUAAAGUCAUAUUGAUUCAUAUUGGAUCAAAGCUGAAAAUGGACAUGGGUUAAGGUCCGACCUAAACUGUAUUCACUCUUUGAAACUUUACUUUUUACUAAGUAUUUUUAAUUGAGAAUAUCACUAAUUUUUGCUGAAACUUUUCUAUAUCAGUCAUUUUAAUUAUGUAUUAUCCUGGCACACUUCUAACUCAGCAGCAGGGGGCAGACUGUGACUUAUUUCAGCCAUCUCAACAACCUGUGAGAAAACUGAUUUAAUAGGGUCUUU